Messenger RNA from Prunus mume (Japanese apricot), 3091 nucleotides. The record is from RefSeq and is a predicted model, not a curated record. NCBI's taxonomy places the organism in Eukaryota, Viridiplantae, Streptophyta, Magnoliopsida, Rosales, Rosaceae.
GAUACAGCCUUUGCCCCACUUGGAUUUGUCUCUCUCAGAGAAUCGGCCCCAUUAAUUGUCAUUUGUCAGUCUCUCCCCUCCCACAGAAAAACCACAAUUAAAUGCCCUGACACUGUCUUGUACGGCCUUUUCCAUCCAACCAACCACCUCCUCCUUCCUUCCAUAAUAGCCGCGCCGCUUGUCAUAAUUUGCCACACACAUUCACUGACCAAGAACAAUAGUUUGGCUCUUAAUGGUUUUUACUUCCACCUUUCAAGGAAACGUACCCAGUUCAAUUUGCAAGGAGGAAUUGGGACACUAAGGAAAAAUUCAUAAAACACUUUGAUGAGGACUUGGGAGUUCAGAGCUAGGAUGCAUCCCUUGGUUUCAUGAGAUUUCUUCUUGGUCCUUGUCCAAAUUCACCGCAAAAUACUGUUUUUUUCUAGGUGAACUUUUUUAUGGAGCUCUCUUUUGUACAGACUCCGUAAAAAUUUAUGGGCCUGUUAUUGUUAACGCUACCCUGAAGUUCAUAGUCCAGCUUUAGUUCAGCUGUUUAUGUCCAGGCUCCAGCUUUAUGAAAAAAGAGAGAGAGUAGAGGUUAGAGCUUGAAACUUGUACGAUGAGACUUUUUUACUUGUUAAUUUCAGUAAUUCUGUCAUGGGUUUUGUGUCUUCCAAGUACCCAUGAAUUACAAACCUCUCAGAGCCAAGUCUUAUUGCAACUAAGGAAACAUUUAGAGUACCCUUCCUCAUUAGAAAUUUGGGAAAAUUACUAUGGAGACUUCUGUAACCUGUCUUCCUCUGCGCAUAUGAGCAUCUCAUGCCAGGACGACUCAGUCACUGAGCUGAAAAUUAUGGGAGAUAAGCUUUUUAAUGUCAAUGAUUUCAAUGGUUUUGCAAUUCCCAAUCAUACUCUGUCUGAGAGUUUCUCAAUUGAUUCUUUUGUUACCACAUUGUCAAGGCUACCUAGCUUGAGGGUUCUUAGCUUAGUGUCUUUGGGGAUUUGGGGACCACUUUCUGAUAAGAUUCACCGGUUAUCUUCACUUGAAUUCUUAGACUUGAGCUCAAAUUUCAUAUUUGGUUCUGUUCCGCCAAAAAUAUCUACAAUGGUCAAACUUCACACUCUAACACUGGAGGACAAUUAUUUCAAUGAUACUGUCCCUGAUUGGUUGGACUCGUUAUCAAAUCUCACUAUUUUGAGCUUGAAGAACAAUCGAUUGAAGGGUCGGUUUCCUUCUUCAAUAUGCAGAAUCAAGACACUCACUGUCAUUGCCUUGUCUAACAAUGAGCUUUCUGGAAAUUUACCCGAUAUGGAUACUUUAAUCAGCCUGCGUGUAUUGGAUUUGAGAGAAAAUCAUAUAGAUUCUGAACUACCAAUGAUGCCCCAAGGAUUGGUUACAGCCCUUCUUAGCAAGAACUCAUUCUCAGGAGAGAUUCCUGCACAAUUUGGUCAUUUGGGUCAGCUUCAGCACCUUGAUCUAUCAUUCAAUUAUCUCAGCGGAACACCACCCUCUGCUUUGUUCUCUUUGCCGAACAUCAGUUAUCUGAAUUUAGCAUCUAAUAUGCUGAGUGGAGCAUUCCCUGACCAACUAAAUUGUGGUGGUAAACUUGGGUUUGUUGAUAUCUCUAAUAACAAGUUAACAGGUGAUCUUCCUUCUUGCCUGAGUAGUACUUCAAAUGAGAGAGUUGUUGAGUUCAAUGGAAAUUGUUUUUCAAUUGAUUCUCAACACCAGCAUCAGGCUUCAUAUUGUAAAGAGGCUCUUGCAAGCAGCAAACAAUCUGGAGGAAGAGAAACUGUUAUGGUAGUUGGUGUUAUCAGCGGAGCUGUUCUUGUUUUAGUACUUUUGGCAUUUGCGGUUCUUUCCUUUCGUAGAAGAUACCGUUCAAGGACAUUUGAGCACAACAUAUUUGCAAAGGCUGUGCCAGAUAAUUCACCAAAUGGUUUUUGCUCUGAGCUCAUUGCAAAUGCCAGAUUCAUAUCUGAAGCAGCGAAAUUAGAGACACACAGUGCCUCAGUAAGUCGUAUAUUUUCACUUGAACAGUUGAAGGAAGCAACAAACAACUUUGAUUUGUCUAUGUUUUUGGGUGAAGGCUCUAUGGGAAAGCUUUACAAAGGCAAGUUGGAAAACGGGACCUAUGUUGCAAUCCGAUUUCUCACUAUAUUGAAGAAAUAUUCAAUUCAAAACCUUAAAGUUCGGCUGGAUUUUCUCUCAAAGCUUCAUCAUCCUCACUUGGUUGGCCUCUUGGGUUAUUGCAUUGACAGUGGUGGACAAGAUGAUUCCAGUGGCAACAGAAUCUUCCUUAUAAAUGAAUAUGUGUCCAGUGGGAAUUAUCGUACCUAUCUGUCAGAAAACUGUCCAGAGAAGGUUCUCAAGUGGUCUGAUAGAUUGGCAAUUCUAAUAGGAGUUGCGAAGGCCGUGCAUUUUCUACAUACUGGGGUUAUUCCAGGUUGUUUCAACAACCGAUUGAAAACAAACAAUAUAUUGCUUGAUGAGCAUCGGAUUGCAAAGCUGAGUGACUAUGGGAUGUCCAUCAUCACAGAAGAAAGUGAAAAACUUGAGGCAAAGGGAGAAGGCACGAAAUCAUGGAACAGUACAAAUAUGGAGGGUGAUGUUUACAACUUUGGAUUUAUACUACUUGAGUCACUUGUUGGACCUAUAGUAAGUGGAAAAGGGGAAACAUUUCUGCUAAAUGAAAUGGCAUCGUUUGGCAGCCAAGAUGGUCGAAGAAAAAUUGUAGAUCCAAUCGUAUUGACGACUUGCUCACAAGAGUCGUUAUCAAUUGUGGUAUCUAUCACCAAAAAAUGUACAUGUCCAGAAGUGUCAGCUCGUCCGUCGUUUGAGGAUGUGCUUUGGAACUUACAGUAUGCAGCUCAAGUCCAGGCCACUGCUGAUGCUGAUCAGAGAUCAGAUUCUACGUCCUAACUUGUAAAUUUGACUGCAAGUGCAAUGGGGCAACUGAUAUUCUCUCUGAAGCCUCCUCCUCCUGCUUGUAUAGAAAAAAAGAAGAAAAAAAGAGGAAGGCCUGUAAAAUGAAUGAUACUUGAGGUGGGCUUGUAAAGACAACUAGGUUGAAAUAUUUUCUUGUUUUGUUGCCAAAAACUAGGUUGAAAU